Messenger RNA from Symbiodinium pilosum, 179 nucleotides. The record is from the annotation of a GenBank genome assembly. Lineage: Eukaryota; Dinophyceae; Suessiales; Symbiodiniaceae.
GCUGACGGACGCAACGAUUCUGCAGGUCCAACAGCAAUGGUUCCGCAGCCGAAGCAGAAGGCCACCUCCGUGCGUGGAUUCAUGUCGUGGCUCAGUGGCGCUGUUGGUGUUGCAGAACAGACGGAGGCCUUGCCUGCUCUUGCUUCGUAUGGGCGUACUGAGCCGCGUUUCGAAGAAAG